AUGAGUCUACCACCGCCAUUAUCCGCUAAAGACAAGAAUUCAUUUGCAUACGAAACCGUGAAAGAUCGUCUACCGUUGAUUGUUACACGUAUUGUCGAUUUUUUGGCAAGGCAUCGAUCAGAUAUAUUACAUGACUUUGGUGAGGAUGCUGACCGUGAAUGUAAGUCGUGUAUAGGUGCUAUGGACAAAUUACGUUAUGAAAUCGCGCGAGAUAAACCUAUUGUGCUGCUGGGUGAUCAAUAUCCCGAUGUUGAAAUUUGGAAUCGAUGUUUGCAAGACAUGAGGAAUAAAGGACAAGCACUAAGUUGGUUUCAAAGUCCGUGGCUUCUUGUUGAAUGUUACAUGUAUCGAUGUAUUAUGCAAGCAUUUUAUCUAACGAAACAUAUGAAUACGACGGAUCCGUUUUAUGAGAUGAAACAACGAAGUUUUUUGGCAUCGGAAAAUGCCGCCCACACUCUUUUAUCACAAUUAGAUAAUGAUUUACAAAUGAAAAAUACAGAAGAAUCAACAUUAAGAGAACAAUUCAGUACUUAUAUGGAGAUAUCGCUAUGGGGUAAUCGAUGUGAUUUAUCAUUAUCAGCUGGUAGUGACUCUAGUCAAAAUCACGAUCCAUUCCAUCAAUUGAGUGAACUCAAACAGUGCCUACUUAUUAAUCAUGAAUCGGAUGUUUAUCAGUAUAUAGUCAAACAACAUAGUGAUGAUUUUAAUCAUGAUAUUUAUUUUGAUUUGAUAUUGGAUAAUGCUGGUUUUGAACUACUCGGCGAUUUGUGUCUCGCUGAUUUUCUAAUCUCGAAACGUUUAUGUUCACGACUGACAUUACAUUUAAAAAUGAUGCCAUGGUUUGUCAGUGAUGCGACCAGACAAGAUCUUGAUUGGUUAUUCAGUCAGUUAGAAAAAUCUCAAAGUGAAAUAUGGCAGAAAACUGUAGAAAGAUGGAAAGAACACGUGAAAAAUGGACAAUGGAUAAUAACGGCACAUCAAUUCUAUACAUUACCAUUUGAUUAUUCUCAAAUGAGAAAAUAUUCGUCCGACUUAUAUACAUCGUUAACAAAUUCACAUUUGUUAAUAUUUAAAGGUGAUCUGAAUUAUCGAAAGUUAGUAGGUGACUUAAAAUGGAAUUUAAAUGAUAAAUUUGACUAUGCUCUACGAGGUUUUCAUCCAACAUCAUUGGUAGUGCUACGAACAUUAAAAUCAGAUGUACAAUUGGAAUUAGAUGAACAAUCAAUAAAUUAUGCUAAAAACUUAGAUUCGAAUUGGAUGGUAACAGGACAGUUUGGUGUUAUACAAUGGUGGAAAAAACCUGACGUCUAA
This is a messenger RNA of Didymodactylos carnosus, 1311 nucleotides long. NCBI's taxonomy places the organism in Eukaryota, Metazoa, Rotifera, Eurotatoria, Philodinida, Philodinidae. The record is from the annotation of a GenBank genome assembly.